This is a messenger RNA of Papilio polytes (common Mormon), 382 nucleotides long. RefSeq names its product endocuticle structural glycoprotein SgAbd-5-like. The coding region runs from base 17 to 382 and encodes 121 amino acids. The record is from RefSeq and is a predicted model, not a curated record. Lineage: Eukaryota; Metazoa; Arthropoda; Insecta; Lepidoptera; Papilionidae. The transcript has 3 exons. Gene Ontology annotation, molecular function: structural constituent of chitin-based larval cuticle. Gene Ontology annotation, cellular component: chitin-based extracellular matrix.
UCGUACGCGUCUAAUCAUGAAAUUGUUUGUAGUCCUCUCCCUGUUGACCGUUGCAGCCGCAGCACCUCAAGCAGCGUCACGCUCGGCUCCGAACGAAGAAGUUCAAAUUCUCAGGUUCGAUUCCAGCAACGAUGGUCUCGGCUCUUAUAAUUUUGCAUUUGAACAAAGUGACGGCACGAAGAAAGAGGAACAAGGUGAAUUGAGGAACGCGGGGACUGACGAUGAGUUCGUGGCCGUCAAAGGAUCUUACUCGUGGCAAGGACCUGAUGGCGUGGUAUAUACUAUCACCUACACCGCCGACGAUAACGGUUUCAAGCCAACCAUCGAACAAGGACCAGGCGGAGGCGUACCACCUGGCGUUGUCGCUUCUCUCCUUGGUUAA